Epinephelus lanceolatus (giant grouper) is the source of this 851-nucleotide messenger RNA. NCBI's taxonomy places the organism in Eukaryota, Metazoa, Chordata, Actinopteri, Perciformes, Serranidae. The record is from RefSeq and is a predicted model, not a curated record.
UUGAGGAGAGCCAUGACUCAUCUUGUGCACACUUUCCAAUCAGAACUGAAAACUCUGACAGACACGGAACUAACCAGGAUGAGACAAUAUAAAGAGUCCGUCACCUUUGACUCAGCUACAGCUGGCAGCUACCUUGUGGUGUCCGACCAUGGGAAAUGUUUGAAGUACAACAAAGCUGCAAGCCCCCCAUGGUCUGACGACCCAGACAGGUUCAACCAACCCAUGAUUUUAGGGACGAAGGGCUUCACCUCUGGGCGUCACUAUUGGGAAGUCCAAGUGGGCUUGAGAACAGACUGGGACGUCGGCGUUGCAAAGGAGACCAUUACCAAAAAAGGGAGGAUAACCCUGAAAAGAGAAAAUGGCUUCUUUGCCAUAGGAAAGAGGGGCCUCGAUUAUGAAGUUCAUUGUACAACCUAUGCAGCCCUCCAUCUGUGUCCCAGACCAAGCAACGUGGGAGUGUAUUUGGACUAUAAUGAAGGCAGAGUCUCUUUCUUUGAUGUUGACAGGAAGUUGCACAUUUACUCCUUCACCGGAGAAUCUUUCUCAGAGAAACUGUUCCCAUACUUCUAUCUGUACAGCUGGGUCAAGAAACCAAAGCCUUUAGUUAUUACCCCUAUGUAAGAAGAAGCAUCUGUUCUUUCUCUCAUUCACUUCCCUCAACAUGCUGAAGAAUAACCAAACAGCAUAAAGUAAUUGUUAGGUCAAACCUCACAACUCGUAUAAGGACCUUCAAAGGUAUCUUCAAAUACUUCAUGUCCCUGAAACCUGUACAACCUAAGCUAAACUUGUAACAACUGGUGACCCAGGUGAGAGUGGACUCAAAUGCACCACUCUGGAGACAGUUCAGAUAC